This is a messenger RNA of Vigna umbellata (rice bean), 939 nucleotides long. RefSeq names its product eukaryotic translation initiation factor 3K (gene EIF3K). Gene Ontology annotation, cellular component: cytoplasm; eukaryotic translation initiation factor 3 complex. The record is from RefSeq and is a predicted model, not a curated record. Lineage: Eukaryota; Viridiplantae; Streptophyta; Magnoliopsida; Fabales; Fabaceae. Gene Ontology annotation, molecular function: translation initiation factor activity; ribosome binding. Gene Ontology annotation, biological process: regulation of translational initiation.
CUUUGUCUCUAAUAAAAAGAGAAGGGUUUGGUAGAAAGAAGUAGGGUUUGAGUUGCAUAGCAUAGGAGAGAGAUGGGAAGAGAAAGAGAGGCAACGAAGGUAGCAUACACAGUGGAGCAGCUUGUGGCCUUCAAUCGAUACAAUCCUGAUAUUCUUCCAGAUCUCGAAAACUAUGUCAACGAUCAGGUUUCAUCUCAAACAUAUAGCUUGGACGCCAAUCUCUGCCUUCUUCGCCUUUACCAGUUUGAACCGGAAAAAAUGAGUUCCCAGAUUGUGGCCCGCAUAUUGGUUAAGGCGCUUAUGGCAAUGCCGGCCCCAGAUUUCAGCCUAUGUCUCUUUUUAAUUCCAGAACGUGUGCAAAUGGAGGAGCAGUUCAAGACUUUGAUUGUUCUGUCUCAUUAUUUGGAGACAGGAAGAUUUCGUCAGUUCUGGGAUGAAGCAGCUAAAAGUCGCCAUAUAGUUGAAGCUGUGCCAGGGUUUGAGCAGGCAAUUCAAGGAUAUGCAGUCCAUGUCCUUUCCCUGACUUACCAAAAGAUUCCUAGAACUGUUCUUGCUGAGGCUAUUAACAUCGAAGGUUUAUCCUUGGACAAAUUUCUUGAGCACCAAGUAGCCAACAGUGGUUGGGUUAUUGAGAAAAGCCAAGGCAGGGGUCAAGUCAUUGUCCUUCCGAGAAAUGAAUUUAAUGACCCAGCUUUGAAGAAAAAUGCUGCAGACAGUGUACCAUUGGAGCACAUUACCCGCAUCUUCCCCAUUCUUAGUUGAUUUCUUUUCCGGGUAGAAUGCGAAUUUUCUUUCUGAAGGAUUUGUACGAAUGAGACCAGUUGGAGCAACAUCUUACAAUUUUCCCCUCGAUACUUAAAUUACAAUUAGUGGACACCUAUUGUAGUUUACUCAUGUUUUAUCGUCCUGUCUGAAAAAUUAAUCUAUUGUGGGUACGUU